AUGACACAAAAUCCACCUGCUGUACCGUUGACAAAUGCUUUAACGGCUAUUUAUUGUCAUAAUGCUCAAGACGCUGGUUUAAUGACAAUUAAUUGUCGAACAAAUGAAAAAAUUCGUAUGCUGGAUGCAUUUGAUGUUGUUGUCAAAAAUAAAUCUCGUUUACCAUUGCAAUGUUUAACACAAAAACAUUUCUCAAUGAUCUACGGUGAUAAUACUAAUCAUGAUGAUUGUAAAGUUCACACGAGUUUUACAUCGGCUUGUUCAGGACGAGAAAAUUGUACAUUACAUAUGCAGCCAAUACGUUUAAACAGUGCUAAUAAAACUUGUCAUAAUGAAUUAGUCGAUUAUACAAUGGCUUUUUUUGAAUGUAUAUCAGAUAUCUCUAUUCAUGACAUAUGCUCAACGCAAACAGUGACUUCUCGUUGGGGUACAUUGAAAACACCAAAUUUUCCCAAUCCUUAUACAUCAAGUAAUGAUUGUUGGUGUAAAUUAUCAACACAAUUACAACAUCGUAUUUUACUUUCUGUCAUUAAUUUUCAAUUGAUUCCUUAUGACCAAAAAUGCGUGGCUGCUGGACUUUAUUUACAGAGUAGUGAUGAACAACGAAGUACUCAAUGUACUUAUUUAAAAGGAGGACAUAAUUAUUUAAGUGAUUCUAAUACAUUAUAUCUCAAUUUCUAUAGUCGUACACCCACUGUACGUGGAGGAUUUUGGCUUGUUUAUGAAGGAAGUCAUCCUAAUGCUGAAGUUCAUUUACAUUGCGGACCAAGACAUCUAGUUGGUGUUGCAUCAGAUACAACAUCCUUACCGAUAUCUAUUAAAUUGCCACCAGCUUCAUCAUUAUUUAAUUAUGGUUGGAAUCGUUUAGCAUUCAAUAAUCCACCAAAUUCAACAACACAAAUCAAGGAUGCUAUGACACAUGUGCCUUCAAUACUUACUACACCUCGACUAAUUCAAAAUACAUAUCCUAAACCUGAUCUACCGGUAAAGCCAGUUGGUGCAUUUACAUAUCGGCAUGGUAAUCUAACGGUGUUCGAUUUAGCUUAUGGGCCAAACGGAUGGUUUCUUAAAUCUCCAUCUACCACUACAUCAAAUACCACAGAGACUAAAUUUCUACAAACGACAACUGAAUUGCCAGAAGUAAAAUGGAAUUCUACUUGGCGUUAUACGCGACGAUCAUGGCCAAAAGCACUUACGUCGGCAACAAAAAUAACAUCAACUACUGCUACUACUACUACUACUACUACUACAACAACAAAAACGACUACUACUAGUACUACUACCACUACUAGUACUACUAGUACUAGUACUACUAGUACUACUAGUACUACUACUACUACUACUACAACAACAACAACAACAACUACUACUACUACUGCUGCAACGACAACUUCUACUUCUACGGCGAUAACAAAAGACGCACUGAUAGAAUCAAUGAUUUUAAUGACACCUUCAAGUACUUCUACUAUUAUAACUACUGAACAAAACACUAUGCCGCUCUCAACCGCAACAAUAUCUGCAUCUAGCGUUGACAGUACUACUGUUAAAAAAAGUUUAUUAUUCACUUUUCAACCGCGGAUACAUGUCAUUUCUAAUAGUACUGAACCUUCGACAAUAAUAAAAUCAAACAUAGCAUCAAUGAUACAAUUACCAGCAUCAUCAUAUACUUUAAAAAGUACAUUAGCUCCGGCAACUCCUUGGUAUGAACCUGAUGGCUCAUUUGAUUGGUGGCAACGGCAAUGGUAUGCAACGAUAUUUAAAAGGCCAGCGUCAAGUGUUGUUACCACUAUCGAAAAAUUAAAACCUUCUACACAAAUAACAACAACAACAGCAACAACAACCACUACUACCACCACCACCACUACUACUACUAGUGCUAUUACCGCUACUACCGAAAGUAUCAUCUAUUCAACAAAUCCAAGAAAUCCAGUAACUAUCAAUUAUAAAGAGAAAACAACAAUUGAUUGGUUUCAAUGGCCUUCAGUUGAAUCUUCUUCAUUAACAACGGAAAGACGAUCAGAUUUUGAUGAAGAAGACUAUGUGAACUGGCCUGAUUAUUUUUCUACAAGCAAGGCUCCCACAAGAAUGACACUGAAUUCUUUCAUACCUAUUUCAUCCGAACAAACACUGCAACCCGAUGAACGUAUAGGAUUUUUUCCAAUGAAAUCAAGUUGGCAGUUGGAUGAUUAUCCUAUGACAAUCAAUACUGUGCCAUCGAAAAGCUAUCAUACAAUACAAAAUACAAGCAGCAUAAUAGAAAAGGAUAUGGCAAGAAGUCAGAGUAAAGGAGUAACCGAUACUUAUCGUCACAGUACAAUUCAACGUGCUAUGGAACGAUCAAAUAACACAAUUUCAGAUGAACAUGAAUGGUUAAAUAAAACAGGUACACGAUUUAACAUAAUAAUAAAUCUAGCAUACAAAGAUAUAUAUAUGUAUUUAGAUGUUACAAUUGUCGCUAUAUCACUAUUGUUUAUUAUUUUAUUAUUUAUUAUAAAUUUAUCCUUAUAUGGACUUCGAAGACGUCGCCGUCGGUUUCAAGGUCGUCAUUUAUUAAGUGAAUCAAUACCAUCAUCAUUAAACGAUAGAAGAAGUAUUUCCGAUGGUCAGCUACAACGAACACGAUUCGGUGAAUCAACAACGAGUUUAGUUAACGUUACUAAUCGCACAAGUAGCACUGAGAGUACUAAGAAUGAUCUUUUACCAGCAGUUGGCGAAAUAGUCAUAUGGGAUGAAAAAGAUCAAGGUGGUUAUAUGAUUGAUAAUCAAGGUGAAUGGGCAAAAAUUCAAGAUCGACAAUGGUUUCGUCGUAAUAUAUGGAAAAAUUGUAGCAAAUCAUCAUUUUCAAAAGGUUUUCGAUCACACCUUCAAAUGGCUCGUCAAUCGAGUAAAAAAUUACAUGUUCGUCACCUACAAACACCAAUAUCACCACGAAUUCUACAACAGAAAAUAAAACAUCCCCUUCUUUUGGACAAUGCUGUUCUUACACCUGUACCCGAAGCCGAUGAUUAUCAAUCAUCUUUAUUGAGUUCAUCAGAUUUUCUCAUGCGAAGUUCCGAUGCAACAUUGACUAAUUCUAAUAAAAAUUCAAAUUCUCAAAGAGCAACAAAAGUCGUUCAAGCUUUAGUACAUGCAGAGCAAAAUCACAGUGAUGACUAUUAUAAAGGGAUUGAAACUGGCGGAGCUGAACUGAAUUAUAUAGGGCCACAAGGACAUGCUCAAGGAGAUUAUUCUACUACUGAUCAGCAAACUGAUCGAAGUUUAGAAAAUGAAACUGAUGCUGGAGCAUCAAUAAAUCUUAGUGUGCCAAUUAAACUAAGACGUGAAGAAGAUACUAUUAUAACAGUAGAUGACGUGGAGUCUAUUUACAAUCAUAAUUAUGCAACCCAAUCUCUUAUGAAAAGUGCAAAUAUAAAUGUACGACCCAAUUACCUUCUGCCAAAUUAUAGCAAUCAAUCAGCUACUAAACAACCUGUUAAAAUAUAUAAAAAUGCAGCAAGUAGUCCAAUAAUUAUUGGCCAUUGUCAAAUAGAUUUUCAGCCACUUGAUCCCAAUUCAUUAUGUAAACCAACGGCUAAAUCAUUACUAGCUGAGCAACAACAAUGUUAUACUAGUUCACAAGGUUUUCAAAUAUCAGCAUAUGAUUCAGGUUUUUUUGACGAGCAAUCAAGUGACAAUUCAACAAGACCGUCAGCAAAAAUGAUUGAUAUCGUGAAAAAUAAUCUAACAAACAACUCAAAAAUAGAACGUAGGAAUAUCGAUGAUCUAUUUAGCAAUACAACGAGUGAAGAUUAUGGAGAUAGUGUAAUAUCGUUGAAUGAUUUAUCAAUGCAAAGUUUAGGAAAACCAAUGCGACAAAAUCAUCAACAUAUUUCGAAACAUGUAUCAUUUCAGAAUUAA
Molecule: messenger RNA, 3897 nt
Organism: Rotaria socialis
Lineage: Eukaryota; Metazoa; Rotifera; Eurotatoria; Philodinida; Philodinidae
Source: the annotation of a GenBank genome assembly